This is a messenger RNA of Etheostoma cragini (Arkansas darter), 1134 nucleotides long. It is a transcript of the gene stx4, whose product is annotated as syntaxin 4. The transcript has 10 exons. Gene Ontology annotation, biological process: vesicle fusion; exocytosis; intracellular protein transport. Lineage: Eukaryota; Metazoa; Chordata; Actinopteri; Perciformes; Percidae. The record is from RefSeq and is a predicted model, not a curated record. Gene Ontology annotation, cellular component: endomembrane system; SNARE complex; plasma membrane. Bases 189 to 1082 code for a protein of 297 amino acids. Gene Ontology annotation, molecular function: SNAP receptor activity; SNARE binding.
UCGACGCCGUGUCUCGCAGAUCACCAGAAGAAGAAGCGUUGCUACUUGAGUUUAUGUGUUGAGUGACAGUUUGUCGAAGUUUACAGUGUUUUUUUAUACUUAGUUUCUCUGCUUGGGAACAACUUACCACAUUUCGCCGUAGACUCGCAGCGUUGCCUGAGAUCUGACCGGCUGCUUCGCGCUGAAAAAUGCGGGACCGAACCAAAGAAUUAGGAAACAAGGCGGAGGCUCCAGAUGAGGACGAGGAGCGCAGAGCGCUCAUGAUCAAACCUGGAACCUCCUCAGCCAAAGAGGAGAAGGAGAAUGACGCCUUCUUUAAAAAGGUGCAAGAGAUCCAUGAGGGGCUGCAGAGUCUCAAGAAGAUGGUGUCCAACCUGGAGAACAAACAGAGGACGGUGCUGGGGGUGGCGCUGCCGGAGGAGAGUAUGAAGAAGGAGCUCCAGACCCUCCGAGAUGAGAUCAAAACGCUGGCCGGUCAGAUCCAGAGGAAACUGAAGAGUAUUGAAUCGAAGAAGGGAGAGGAGGAUGGGAAGUAUAUCCCCGUGAACGUCCGGAUGCAGCGGACCCAGCACGGCGUCCUGUCCAGGGAGUUUGUGGAGUUGAUGGGUCACUGUAACACCAUCCAGGCCGAGUACAGAGACCGCAACGUGGAGAGAAUACAGAGGCAGCUCAAAAUCACUGGGAACAACGUGACGGAGGAAGAGCUGGACGCGAUGCUCGAGAGCGGGCAGACGGAUGUUUUCACCCAAAAUAUCCUGAUCGACGCCCAAGCUACGAGGCAGGCUCUGAAUGAGAUCGAGUCCCGGCACGACGAGAUCCUGAAGCUGGAGAAGAGCAUCAGAGACCUGCACGAAAUGUUCCAGUACCUCGCCAUGGAGGUGGAGGCUCAGGGGGAGAUGGUGAACCGGAUUGAAACCAACAUCAAAGACUCUGUUAACUACGUGGAGAAAGCAAAGGAAAACACGGAGAAAGCGGUCACGUAUCAGCAGAAAGCUCGCAAGAAGAAGUUGUGGAUAGCGAUCUGCUGCGCCAUCCUCCUCCUCAUCCUAAUCAUUUCACUGGUCACCACCUUCGGCACCUAACGCCAGGCAGUGUAAGUUGUUGAAUGUAGACCAGUUUAGCAGAAGCACAUUA